Messenger RNA from Limulus polyphemus (Atlantic horseshoe crab), 659 nucleotides. RefSeq lists its product as uncharacterized. Bases 12 to 659 code for a protein of 215 amino acids. The record is from RefSeq and is a predicted model, not a curated record. Gene Ontology annotation, cellular component: trans-Golgi network. NCBI's taxonomy places the organism in Eukaryota, Metazoa, Arthropoda, Merostomata, Xiphosura, Limulidae. The transcript has 6 exons.
CUCCAUGCAUUAUGGCGAGAUCGGUGGGAGAAGGGUUCAAUUUAUUAGUGUUCAUAGUUUUUUUACAUUUAGUUUUUCCUUUAUUAUGUAAUUCUGAAACCUGCACGAAAAUAAACUCUUGCGUUUGUAAAUUUAGUAAUGGAUCUGUGAUAAACUUAACUCCUCUUGCAUCUAAAGAUACAGCACGGUGGCGAGACAAAGCUACUUCAACUAAUGACACCUACAGGUAUUUCUACAACCCUUGCUUUGACUUCAAGGAAGGUCCUGCAGAUAGUCCUCUAGAGGACUGCUCUACUGAAGUAGCAGCUUGCCAAGUUAGUCCUGACCAUAAAUUAUACUACAAUCUGGGAAACCAGGCAAGUGCCCAGUUUCACUGGAAUAAUACUGGCAAUGUUUUACAGUUAGUUUACCAAGCUCCACACACAAGAAAGCAAACAAAUGUGACGUUAGUGUGUUCUAGUGAGUCGUCAAGUCCUAAACUUGAUGUUUUGGGUGAAAUUAACUCUGGAUCUGAGCACUAUGUGUUUAAUCUGAUUACCAAAUGUGCCUGUCCUGAUGGAUGUCCUCUAACGAGCCCCCAUACUGAUAGAGGUCUCUCAACAGGAUCCGUUCUCAUUCUAAUAUUUUUCAUAUUCUUAACCAUUUAUGUAAUUGGAUAA